GUUGUGCGAGGGAAGACCAUGGAGGAAUGGCUGCGCUUCUCCGUCUGUUUCUGGCACACGUUCAGAGGAACGGUGUUCUGGGGAGGCCGCGAGGGUUUCCACUCCCUGCUCAACACCAACGUCCGAGCGGAGCUUGACCACAUGGCUACUUUCUUCCGACUGGCAAUUGCUUACAAGAAGAAGAUUGGCUUCAACGGUGUUUUCCUGAUUGAACCCAAGCCAAAGGAGCCCACCAAACAUCAGUACGACUAUGAUGCCAUGACUGUUAUUGCUUUCCUGAGGACCUACGGGCUGGAGAAGGAAAUAAAGCUAAACAUUGAGCCCAACCACACGACCCUAGCCGGACACUCCUACGAACACGACGUUGUCAUGGCCUCAGCUUACAACAUGCUGGGCUCUGUGGACUCAAAUACGGGCUCCCCAGACUUGGGCUGGGACACUGACCAGUUCCCCAUGGAUGUGAAGAAUGCCACACUGCUCAUGAAGGUCCUGUUGAGACAAGGCGGCCUCCAGCCCGGAGGUUUGAACUUUGACUGUAAAGUGAGGAGAGAGUCCACGGACCUGAAGGACAUGUUUAUUUCCCACAUCGGAGCCAUGGAUACGUUUGCCCGUGCCCUCAAAUGUGCGGCCAAGAUCUUCGAUGAAGAAGUGAUUAGCAAACAGGUGGAGGAGCGCUACAAAACCUUCCAGUCUGGCAUUGGAGCAAAGAUUGAAAGUGGAGACACGACUUUGGAAGAACUGGAGGAGUAUGUCCUGCAGAACGGAGAGCCCAGCCAGAUCUCGGGACAACAAGAACAUUUUGAGAACAUGCUCAACUACUACCUCUGAACUGUCCACAGGGACACACCCUGAAGCAUCCUUCAAGCAAAGAUUUAUGCUAUAAAAUGGUUUUCCCCUUUAAAAAAAAAUAAAAUGGAACAAAAUUGUCAUUUUCAUCAAGGCUGGUGGGGUUACCUUUUGUCAGCGAUUACAAAAUCCAAUUUAAAUUUUUUUUUUUUUUUUUUUUUUGCUUAAAAGAAUGCAGUUUCUUAAUCCUAUUUUGUUGUGUCUGAUCUUUGGUUUUAGGUAAUGUAGUCCACGCAGCAGAGGGAAAACAUUUCCCCCCAGUUUUCAAUUUCAGUAGUUUUUGCCUCUUCUCUUUUUUGUUUUGUUUUGUUUUUCGCCAUUUCUUUGUAUUUUGAAACGUGCCUGUACAUUUCCUGGAUUCUGUCUGUGUCAAUGACUCCCGAGUGUUUGUCGACACCGCAGUGACACUAACAGACAAUGUACAUUUGUGUUUGCUGACCUGUAAGUAAAGAGUUUCUUUCCAAGUUUUGCCCAACAGUAGACUAUGCUCCAGGUACAAGCAGCAUUAUACACGUGUGACAUAGCCAACUUGUCAACUGUCUUGUUGUAAUCCUUUAGUCCAAUAAACUUUUAUUACAGUUUUUCCAAA
Messenger RNA from Aplysia californica (California sea hare), 1435 nucleotides. RefSeq names its product xylose isomerase. Gene Ontology annotation, biological process: carbohydrate metabolic process. Lineage: Eukaryota; Metazoa; Mollusca; Gastropoda; Aplysiida; Aplysiidae. Gene Ontology annotation, molecular function: xylose isomerase activity. The record is from RefSeq and is a predicted model, not a curated record.